This is a messenger RNA of Penicillium argentinense, 513 nucleotides long. RefSeq lists its product as uncharacterized. The transcript has a single exon. The record is from RefSeq and is a predicted model, not a curated record. Lineage: Eukaryota; Fungi; Ascomycota; Eurotiomycetes; Eurotiales; Aspergillaceae. Bases 1 to 513 code for a protein of 170 amino acids.
AUGUGGCGCCAUGCGACUUCCCACUCGCAAACUGAACAGCCCCUACGCCUUGCGUCGCUAGCGCGAUUCGAUCCUGCGAAGAAACCCGCUUGGACUCGCUUCUUGGGGUACUCGAUGCCCUGUCAGGUCACAUCGGACACUUUCUCUUCCUCAACCCGACCCCCAGUCCACAAACGGGCACCGAUCAUCGCAGAUCGGCUCUGUCGGCAGCGAGAAUGGGGCAAGGUACAAGAUGCCAUCGCAAUUCCUCCCCAUCCUCGACUCUCCACGCCCCAGAUAUCGCAACGCUCAAUCAGCACCGGUUCUCUACAUCUACCAGCCCAGACUCGUCAACGGGCGCUGGGCACCGCCCCCGUCUCGCCCAAGACGGCACACGCCGCACGCACCGCCGGUGGCUUGCCGGACGCUAAGCUCUGGCAAGCUUUGCCCAAGACGCGCCGCCGACGGACUGGACGGGGGCCAAUCAGCCUGGGCAGCAAAGCUUGGUGGCAUCUCGCGCUUGGCCGUGUAUAG